AUAAUGCACUCUGGUUAGGCAGUCAGCAUUAAGAUAUUAAGACAUUCAAAUGACUAUCCGCAGCAGAGCUUCAUUUCGCCCAUGAGGUCAGAAGGUUUUGAAAGUCUGAAAGAAUUUUUGGAGCAUUUAUAGUUUGAAAAGAAAUUGAGAUCGAAGGUUUUAUUUUUUUAUUUUUUUGGGUGGAGCUCGACGUAUGAGGAAGCAGGAAGGUAUAUAAAGGACUUGUCUUGACUCGUCGAAAGGAACUUGUUUUCAAACAAAAGUCCUUAAGAAUCAGAAGGAUACUGUUUUCUAGUGGCAUCAUUACAGGAUUUAAACAGCAGACAUGAAAGACCUUAGACCACUGAAGCUGACAUUCGGUUUAAUUCUCAUCAUGGCCUCUGGUCCACUACUAUCCACCACUCUGGGUAGAGACCACGGACUGAAAGAGUUCAAGAACUUGAUGAAGAACGACACAGAAAAAUUCUGCAGAUACGUUGUCUGUCAGGAAAAUGAGACUCCUGGGAAUUGUCCUGAGGGCACUGUUUACACGGGGGGCGUGGCCCAGUAUGGAUGCUGCGGCGCAUGCGUCAGGUUCAGACAAUUCAAUGAAAGUUGCACCGGGAGCGUCGACCCCCUUUACGGAGGGGGCUACACGACUGACCUGGACACCCACUGGAACAUCUCUGGCUCCGGCAAUCGCAGCAAUACUCUGUAUUCCCACUGGUGCGACUUCAACCUCGAGUGUGAUGUGGAGAAUAAAACGUGUCAGCUCGGAUCCCCCGAAGGAAACUGCAGGUUCCUGCAGGAUCAGUACGACGCCUUCCUGAAGGACCCCGAAGAGGAUCCGGAGGUCAAUCCUACGAGUCCCAAAUAUAUCCACUUCCGGGACGACUACAGAUGGCGUCCUAACUGCACUGAAGGAGGAGACUUCGUCGAGAAGCAGUGCAAAGGACCUCUGUUUGAAGAAAGGUGUGUUUGCGUAGACCCCAACGGGAACACAAUUUAUGGGUCGGCAUUCCCCUUCCAGACGGUGCUCUAUGACACAAUGAAUUGCAAAUGCUCCAGGAGAGUCUGGGAGAGAUACAAUGCUGGAGCAUCCUCGGUGACGCUCCAUUGCUCCGAGAACGGAAACUACGAGCCUCUGCAGUGCGAAGACGGUGUGUGCUAUUGCGUUCAUCCCGCAACGGCCACGACUUACGGACCUGUGCUGCCUGAAGAAGCUAUCAAACUUCUGCCUUGCUACAAUGGAACUCAGAUUGGAGCGCAGUAUCUCAGGCGCUGCGAGAGCGAGUUUAAAGCGCACACCAUCCUUUCAAAUCUACUCAAAAGUAAACUCGUCCAGGCUCCAUCCAUGACUCUGAAAUGUGAUCCUGAUGGAUCCUACGCUCCCAUACAGUAUGAUGGAGCCAACCCUAAGUGUUACGACAAGUACAAGAACAUGAUCUACCCAACAGCUGGAGACGGGUGCCAAUGCAGAAGGGACGAGGACUUUUUUGUCAAGGAAGGGAUCCAGGUCGAAAUGCAAUGUGAGGUGAAUUCCGGGAAGUACACAGAGAAACAGAUGAAGGGUGAGACGACAUUCUGCGUCGACGGGGACGGCGUCCGCGCUGGGCCUAUGGUUAAAGCAAAAGGAUUCGGCGACAAGCUGGACUGCGCAAAGGCCGCCUCCUGUCAAAAUGGCGACAAUGACAGUUGUCGUAAGUCCUGCAAGGGUUGCCCCAAAGAAGCUUACGUCGAGCAGGUCUCUGGGAGAUAGGCGUCUUCCUGUCACUCUCCAAGACUAAGUAACUAACUGUCUUACUCGAGGAUAACAUAAGUUUCUAUCCAUCUAAUCACGUAUACUGAUCUUCAUUAGGCUAUAGGCUUAUAUAAAUAAGUAUGUCUUUGUCUACAUAACCACAUGCUUAAAUACACACAAAUACUGAGCUACAUUCGGCUACAGGCUUUUAUAAAUAACUAUGUCUAUCUAAUCACAUGCUUAGAUACACACCUAUACUGAGCUACAUUCGGCUAUAGAGUUAUAUAAAUAAGUAUGUCUGUCUAACCACAUGCUUAGAUUCACACAUAUACUGAGCUACAUUCGGCUAUAGGUUUAUAUAAAUAACUAUGUCUAUCUAAUCACAUGCUUAGAUACACACAUAUACUGAUCUACAUUCAGCUACAGGCUUAUAUAAAUAACUAUGUCUAUUUAUCACAUGCUUAGAUAUACACAUAUACUGAGCUACAUUCGGCAAUAGGCUUAUAUAAAUAACUAUGUCUGUCUAAUCACAUGCUUAGAUACACACACCUACUGAGCUACAUUCGGCUAUAGGGUUAUAUAAAUAUCGGCUUUAGGUUAACUUUUGUAAUGUGAAAUCACUUUCAUUCCAUCAUGAUGACAUUAAAAGGUUUGAAAUUCUA
Molecule: messenger RNA, 2382 nt
Organism: Macrobrachium nipponense
Lineage: Eukaryota; Metazoa; Arthropoda; Malacostraca; Decapoda; Palaemonidae
Exons: 11
Coding region: 326-1738 (470 amino acids)
Source: RefSeq, a predicted model, not a curated record